AUGAGAAGAGAAGAAUCUGAAGGAGGAAGCAGUAGGUGCCAAGACUGUGGAAAUCAAGCUAAGAAAGAUUGUGAACAUAUGAGGUGUAGAACUUGUUGCAGAAGCCGAGGUUUUCAGUGCCAAACUCACGUUAGAAGCACUUGGGUUCCUGUAUCAAGAAGGAGGCCAAGGCAUCAGCAGAUGCAAAUUUCCGCUAUUGUUCAACAGCAGCAACUCCUUGAACAAAACCCUAAAAGAUACAGAGAGAAUCCAGCAUUAGAGGUCGAAGAACGGAAUUUUCCGGCCGAAGUGAGUUCUCCGGCGGUGUUUAGAUGUGUUAGAUUGAGCUCGACCGACAAUGCGGAUGAUCAAUAUGCAUACCAAACAUCAGUGAACAUUGGAGGACAUGUAUUCACCGGCAUUCUUUAUGACCAAGGCCCUGAUGGAACUUAUUUUGCCGGAGAAAGCUCUUCCGGCGGCUUGCAGCACCAUAAUUAUAUCGCCGGUGGAACUGGUAUGGCUUCCCCGCCUUCUUUUCCUAGCCCAUUUAGUGCUUUUACAACUGGUACUUCUCAUCAGUUAUUCCAAUACCCAAAAUCUUGA
Messenger RNA from Fraxinus pennsylvanica, 582 nucleotides. The record is from the annotation of a GenBank genome assembly. Lineage: Eukaryota; Viridiplantae; Streptophyta; Magnoliopsida; Lamiales; Oleaceae.